AAAGUCCUCAGCUGAUUGGUGGAUAUAGAAUGACGUCAUCACGUACAGCGGGACGGCUCGAAGAGGAUAAACAAAAAGGAAGGAAGCUUGAGGUAAACAAUCGCGGCAAAAUUGGUUCAAAACUGCCAUAUAGGCUACAGUUAGCCCCCUUAUGAACCCGGUAUUUGUUGCUUAAGUAUUUUUCGUUUUGCGGACACAAUCAUGGAAGACUCGUUGCUGUUUCGUAUGAGUGCAUUUUCCGAACAAGGAGGGAGAAAAUACAUGGAGGAUGUUGUCGAAAUAAGAAUCGAGUACGAGCCCACGGCGUCAUCAGUGGAAGAUUAUCCAAAGUCGCAGAGGGAUGGAGGAACGGGGAAGAUGGAGGAUGAAGCCGCAAAGCAGCCCGUGGAAGCGCGUGGUGGUCCCGCCGAAUCGGGACCCGCGACCGUGGCGUGGGUGCAGAGUCUAUCCAACGAGGACAGCUGCAGCAUCAGCUCCCCGGUGUCCAACCAGCAGCAAUGCGCGGAGCAGACUGUUGACACGCGCAGGUCCGUGGCCUUUUUCGCCGUUUUCGACGGUCACGGGGGUCGCGAGGCGGCACAUUUCGCCAGCGAGCAUCUGUGGGGUUUGCUGAAGAGACAGCGGGGCUUCUGGUCGAAGGAUCCCAGCGAGGUGUGCGCAGCCCUCCGGAAAGGAUUCAUCGCCUGUCACCACGCGAUGUGGAAAGAGCUACCGACAUGGCCAAAGACUAUUACUGGCCUGCCCAGUACGUCUGGGACCACGGCGAGCGUUGUUGUGAUUCGUGGAGUUCACAUGUACAUCGCUCAUGUGGGAGAUUCGGCAGUCGUGGUUGGCGUGAAAGAGAAUGACUCUGAUAUUACCCUGCAAGCCCUUGAAGUAACACAAGAUCAUAAACCGGAGCUCCCUAAAGAAAAAGAGAGGAUAGAACGGCUGGGUGGCAGUGUGAUGAAGAAGUCUGGGGUGAAUCGUGUCGUCUGGAAGAGGCCCCGACUGACCCAUAACGGCCCGGUGAGGAGGAGCACGGUCAUAGACCAGAUUCCUUUCCUGGCUGUUGCCCGAUCUCUAGGGGAUUUAUGGAGCUAUGACUUCUACAGCGGGGAGUUUGUCGUUUCUCCAGAACCGGACACCACUGUGAUGACCCUUGAUCCCAAACGCCAUCGCUACAUCAUUCUUGGCAGUGAUGGCUUAUGGAAUAUGAUGCCACCCACAAAUGCUGUCAACAUGUGCUACAAUCACGACAAAAUGGUGGGACCCAAGGGGAUGUCUUGCGCACGGAGGCUGGGCUGCACGGCUCUGCUGUUCUGGAAGGACCGCAUGCUCCGCGCAGAUAACACCACCGUCAUCGUUCUGGCCUUGCAGGAGCGUGAAGCUGCACCCAUACCGAUGCACCGAGAUGAGAUUCUCGUGGACAUGGCUUCUGGAAUUGAUCGAAUUCCUUUCCCCGGAACAACUUACAACACGUGCGAAGUCCAGAAGAUAAGCGAUCCUGUGACUGCUCCAUCCACAUAUAACGAUAGCUCAGGAACUCUGCUGCAGGCGUUCGGCUUAUACGAGGCCGCUUUCAGUGCCACCACUCAGCUCUUACCCCAAGCAGACUCUGUGAGCGCCUCACUGCCCCACCUGGAGGUUUCACCCAACGUUUUCGAAAAGCAAGACGAAACAACCUUGGUAGACUGCGCCCUCGUUGCUCCACCUUUCAAGAGGCCCCGUCGCUCCUCCUUGAGAACCUCAGAACCCAAAUCUCCUCAUCAGAAACCCAUCAAGUCCUCUAAUAAGGGGUUUUCUGCAACAACUCUGCCCGAACAGGUGCCUCGCUCUGCUGAUCGAAGCGCAGUAACGAGCUCACCCGAAGAAGGCGACAUCCUAGCGCAGCACCAAAGCUCCACUCUGUGCGUGUGCUGAAUGUCACAGGCUCCCUCUUACAUGUACAUUUUUUUAAUAUAAAGUCUUUGUAACUACGUGAGACAUGGGUAUUGUAAAAUGUGUUGCUGUGUUUUCUUUUUGUUCUUUGAGUAUACAAUUUUAAAUCUUGGAAUAGCCAAUUUCAAUCUAUUUUCCUAAGUAUUUAUGGUAUAUCCAAAUGUGUAUUUUCAUUUAUUCAUUAACUUUGGUUAAACUGAAGUAGAAUUGAGGCUUUAAAUGGGCUUUUUGUAGAUAUAUGUUACUUUGCUAAGGAGAGAUUUUAUGUACAGCCUCUCUUCGGUAUGGCUAUUUGCUUAAGAUAGAAAGAAAAUAGCCAUACUCAAAUCAUCUUAAAACACAAGAAAAUUUGAGUUCUUGGGGGGAAAAUGUGCAUCCAUACCAUUGUUGGUUGGUUUUUAUUACAUCAUAAGAAGUUUGAAACAUACAUUGUGCAUCCUGGGGAGUAUCAACAGCUAAAGGUGUAUUUUAUUAAGCGAUUUAAAUUUUAAAUUGUGCUUUCCUAAGCGCCUUCGCUAAGUUAUUGAUUUUUCUAAAUGAAUAAAUCUGAAUUCAUGCUGUAAUAACACUAAUUUUACUUGUUGUCAUAGGAUAAGAACUUUUUGGCCUUAGUGGACGUCAGCACCUUAAAAAACAAUGAUUACCUGCUCAGUGCACAACUUCAGCGUGUCUUCCGUUACAGUUUCCAAUGGAGUCGUUUGCAGCCAUACGUGUGCUUUAAUCUGCCAUCCACUCAAGUCACUUGAGAGGGGUCAAAAGUUGUGCAUUUGUGUUCAUAUGGCAGCUCAGUUCAACCACUUUUAUGGGUUUUUUGUGUUUGUUUUUUUCCAAAUAUCGUUGCCUUAACACCAAUCAGUGUGAGGUACUGUUCAUAAGCAGGACCUAGAGGAUGAGGACGGGGAAUUAUCCCAACGUUGGAGUGAUUAUGGUGCGGACUUCAUGCCCACGUCAGUCAUGCCUCUUCAGUUUGUUCCGUUGUGUGAGUUUUACUCCCCUUCUGCGUGCUCCAUCUUACUUCUGUUUUGCACAUUUUCUUUUUGUAUAUUUUGUCAAUAUGCAAUGAAAGUUUGUACAGUACCAAAUUAUGCAAAGAAUCGGAGAUUCAGAAUAGUCACAAAGAGGAACGUGAAGUGCUGUGGCAGUCAUGCAUUGAUCAGACUUUAUAUCCUCUGCAUCCAAUGUUCAAGUCUUACUGUAAACGUUGCAGUCUUCAAGUGGCUUGACCUGUUACGUAUGUCUUGCAAUAAAAUUCCUAUUUUGGAAA
Messenger RNA from Oryzias latipes (Japanese medaka), 3184 nucleotides. RefSeq names its product protein phosphatase 1D. The record is from RefSeq and is a predicted model, not a curated record. Gene Ontology annotation, molecular function: cation binding; protein serine/threonine phosphatase activity. NCBI's taxonomy places the organism in Eukaryota, Metazoa, Chordata, Actinopteri, Beloniformes, Adrianichthyidae. Gene Ontology annotation, biological process: protein dephosphorylation.